AUGCUGAGGAUCUCAAUCGUUCCGGACACAAAUGUUUUUAUAUCGCAUCUAGAUAUUGUCAAGAAACUCUACGAGGAUGAGUUUCCCGUAGAUGUUAUCAUGUCUAUAUCAAGAGUUGUUCUAAGGGAGUUGGAUUAUAAUAAAGGAAAGAUGAUGGAAGCUAGAGAAGCCAUAAGAUUUCUUGAAAAAGUGUAUAAUGCUCCAAUCACAGAGUUGGAGGGGAGACUGAAAGAUAGUUCAAUGGACGUUGUAGAUUGUGCCAAGCUAAUACCAAAUAUAAAGAACAACGACGACGAGAUUCUUAAUUUUGCAUCCAAGCAAAUCCAUCCAGUGAUAUUGACUGGCGACAAAGCUUUUUAUCUUAAGUCCAAGUGUUAUAAUGUCGAGUCUGUUCUUGUACACAACCUACCAUACGAAGAUCUUAAGCUUAAGAUUCUGAAGAUUUAUACUGGAGUAGAGCCUAUGGACAUUGACGAAGACGGCAGUAAACCGGGGGAAGAUGAGAGGAUAAAAGAGCAAAUUAGAGACAGGCUCUUUCCUGUAGUGCUAGCAAUAAUGGAAAGGGGUAUAGGCAAGCCAUAUGUUCUUUUCUUCCCAAAUGACCUAAAGAUGAUAACUCUUGACUUUUUACUGAAUCUAAUAAUUAAGGAAAACUAUUUGUUCCGUCCUUAUCUCCCGAGAAGAUCGAAAGAGAUAGUUCAGAACUUGAAGGAAAAAAUUAAGGAUGCCCAUGGAAAAGAACUCCAUGCCUUGGGUUCAGAGCUUCUUAUGUUAUUUAGGGUUGUGUAUUAG
Messenger RNA from Encephalitozoon romaleae SJ-2008, 792 nucleotides. RefSeq lists its product as hypothetical. The transcript has a single exon. The record is from RefSeq and is a predicted model, not a curated record. Lineage: Eukaryota; Fungi; Microsporidia; Unikaryonidae. The coding region runs from base 1 to 792 and encodes 263 amino acids.